AUGCUCAGCCAAGAGUACUCCUGGCUAUUCGACUGCAACGCUGGUCAGCAGAUGCCAGACUAUCUCCUCGAUGCCGGCACGUACGCAUGCACUGAUGGUGGCGAUAUGUCGGCUGGUUUUGACCUGUCUUCUGCUACUCAGGAAUCGAGCAUUAUCUCGACUACCCACAUGAACAAUGACCAGCAGUCUCUAUGGUUCGAUAGCACUGCCCAGUCGAUCGACCAAGGUAUUGAUUUUGCUUCACUUCUUACAGAUGCCGACUUUUCUGCUCCCAAUCCGAAUCUUGAUUCAGCAGUCGUCGGUCAGAACGUCGGGUCUCUGCCGGCCUAUCAAGAUUGUGCUUCGGUUCAUCAAGAGAUCGAUGCGGAACUCUUCUAUCCCAACGCGCAGUCCCCACUUUUCCACCAGUAUAUCAACCCAGCUACAGUAAACCAAGGCGCAAACUUGUAUGACACGAGCGCAGCACUAUCGAUGCAACAUGUUCCAGAUUCCAGUCUACGCGAAGAGCUUGAGAGGCCGCUCUCAGAAGAAGAACCGUGCGUGCUCGAGUUCGGAGCCGGGUUGGUGACCGAGUCUGGGACCGAGUUUGGAACCCAGCCCAGGACCGAGUCUGAAAACGCUGACAAAGGUCCGCAGCUCGACCGCGAGCAACUGCAGCAGGACCGGCGCCACGAGCCUGCCGAGCCGCUCCAAGCAAACACUAUAGAGAGACUUAACGAGCAGGACGAGAAAAUUAGGGAGCUGGAGCUAGCCCUGCUGCAGCAGCAGCAGCAGGCCUGUUCAGAAUCUCAACAAACCUUCGUCGACGUCCGCAGGCAAUGGGUUGAAGUGCAGACAAACUUUGAACAAUACUUUGAGCGCUUGUCAGGCUGGGUGGAAGAGCACAGUCAAACCAACGCAGGAGAAUUGGUUCGUAUGAGAGAGAGGGUGGAAGACCUAGAGGCUGAAGUGCUGGCGUUGCGGCGAUGUAUCGAUAGCUCUAGCUAA
Alternaria atra is the source of this 987-nucleotide messenger RNA. RefSeq lists its product as uncharacterized. Lineage: Eukaryota; Fungi; Ascomycota; Dothideomycetes; Pleosporales; Pleosporaceae. The transcript is spliced from 3 exons. Bases 1 to 987 code for a protein of 328 amino acids. The record is from RefSeq and is a predicted model, not a curated record.